Messenger RNA from Aspergillus ruber CBS 135680, 1510 nucleotides. RefSeq lists its product as uncharacterized. The record is from RefSeq and is a predicted model, not a curated record. The transcript has 4 exons. NCBI's taxonomy places the organism in Eukaryota, Fungi, Ascomycota, Eurotiomycetes, Eurotiales, Aspergillaceae. The coding region runs from base 96 to 1325 and encodes 409 amino acids.
AACUUGAACGACUUCGUCAAAUUUCAAACCAGCUAUUCCCAAGUCGAAAUAUGAAAGUGACAUCCUUUCAAUAGCAUAUUUGUCGCAGCUUACCAAUGAUUCGAAUUAGCCAAUUUCUCCGGAAUUCUCAGUUAUCUUUCCGCAUCAGCCCGCCGUUAGCUCGGAAUUCAAGGCAACCCAAUGUCCGCUAUGUAAAAUUCCAGAAACCAUGGAUCAGGAAAGUUUUCACUGCCUUUUUACUAUAUGGGACUGCUUUUCAUCUAUGGAGCUCGUUUGUUCUACUGCAAUUUGAUGCUGCACCCGAAGACGACGAUGUGUCUCGGCGACCUAGCAUGAGCGAGAAAUACGCACGCACAAACAAAAAUGAGAGCGAUAAAGAUACCACAGGUGAUAUGGAGGACUUUGAAGAGGACCCUAUAUAUAUCCCGUUGAGUUGGCCACGCAGACAUGAGGGCAAAUUCUAUGCCGCAUCAGACCCAGAAUGGCAGGAGUUCAUCAAACUUGCCAGAGACCAAAAAAAAAUACGGUCAUUGAAAGAUGAACUGGCAACGAUCGUUUUGAAUGAUGCCUCUCGAUCAAGUCUGCUUUCACACGUACUAGGACAACCCCUCAACAUAACAGGAUCCUGGUUACUGCACCAUUUCCCAUCACGUGCACCACCUGAAUAUGAUCGACUAUGUCUGGAUAUUAGCGAUACCGGCGUAUACCUGGUGACGAAACGGAUGCCUAGCGAGGAUGGCGACAAGCUCCAGAGAUUCAUGCGACCUAUUUCUGUGGUCCUCGCAAUCAAAGAUGCUUCUUUGGUUUUCUUUAGAAGGCAGCUCCUUCGGUUGCAGUCUAGGAACUCGGACCGAGAACACACCGCAAGCACAUCGGAUUUCCCGCACCCCAAGCAUGCAUUCUCACGAGAUGCAGGGGAUUUGAAUGGGUUAAAUCACAUAACUCAAUCUGAAUCUCAAUUACCACUUCCUGACGGUCAUCAAGAGAAAUUACCACGUGACAAUGAACAUGGUAAUCUUCAUCCAUCAUCGAUUAUCUCUUCUGUGCAGCGAUUGCCACUGCCUGAAUUUGGACCUGGAUCCGAUUUUUAUCUUGCAUUGCUAGCUUUCAAAUGGCGAUUGACUGAGAGUUGGGCUCGAGCGCCCCAUACACCGCGCCGUGGCACAUUUUAUAUUACUGGACCCGUGGGACUAAAAGGCCCAAGAGGAUUUUGCAGGGUUGAAGUGAGAGGUGAAUACGAUCCAGCUGCGUCAAGUUGGACUGCUGUGAAAAUUCAAUUAAAGGAUUUGAAUGUUUUCAAGCAAAAGCCACUUGGUGGUCCAUGAUCAGAAACUAAUACACCGAGGUAUGACGAGGUAUUAGCCACUUACUUGACGACGGACAUAUAUGCAGUGCUUGCUCUACUUGUACAUACCCCUGUGCCUACAUAAUACAUAAAAUUAGAAUGUACAUAUACACUAGUGUGGAUCUGACCAAAUACAAAUAAUUGUCAUUUCAAGUGACAUGACGU